GCGGAAGCCAGGCCCGGGGCGGCGCAGGGCGCCGGGGCGGAGCGUGGCCGAGGCGCUGCAGCCGGAGGCAUGGCUGCGCCGUGUGGGGAGCAGAUCCCCCGCGAGCAGAUCCCCCAGGAGCAGAUCCACCGCGAGGUGCAGGAUUACUAUGGCAAAGAGCUGCAGAAGUCGGAGGACCUGAAAACCAACGCUUGCGUCACCUCGGCCAGGCCGGUCCCCAAGGCGAUCAGAGAUGCUCUGGAGCGUGUCCAUGAGGAGGUGGUGGCCAGGUACUAUGGCUGUGGUCUCAUCGUCCCCGAGUGCCUGACGGCAUGCCGGAUCCUGGACCUGGGCAGCGGCAGCGGCAGGGACUGCUACCUGCUGAGCCAGCUGGUUGGGGAGCGGGGCCACGUCACUGGCAUUGACAUGACCGAGGGCCAGGUUGAGGUGGCAAAGAAGCACAUUGCGUAUCACAUGGAGAAGUUUGGCUACCAAAAGCCGAACGUGGACUUCCUCCAGGGCUACAUGGAGAAGCUGGGUGAUGCCGGGCUGGCUGAUGAGAGCUACGAUAUUGUCAUCUCUAACUGCGUGAUCAACCUCGCCCCCGACAAGAGGGCCGUGCUGCGGGAGGCCUAUCGCGUGCUGAAGCCCGGCGGAGAGAUGUACUUCAGCGAUGUCUACGCCAGCCAGCGCCUGAGCGAGGCCGUGAGGAAGCACAGGGUGCUGUGGGGGGAGUGCCUGGCGGGAGCCCUGUUUUGGGGAGACCUGUACAGCAUCGCUGAGGAGGUGGGCUUCAGCCCCCCGCGCCUGGUCACCGCCAGCCCCAUCACCAUCGGGGACAAGGAGCUGGAGGGCAUCGUCGGGGACUGCCGCUUUGUUUCCGCCACAUUUCGGCUCUUCAAGGUGCCGGGGAGCAGCCGUGCUGGGCCGGGCCAGGUCAUCUACAAUGGUGGGAUCGUGGGACAUGAGCGAGAGCUGGUGUUUGACGCCAACUUCACCUUCAAGGAAGGAGAGGCGGUGGAUGUGGAUGCCGAGACGGCCGCGGUACUGCGCAGCUCCAGGUUUGCGGAGGAGUUCCUCAUCCGAGCUGGCGGGGCCGAUGCCGCCGCACCCCAGGGCUGCUGUGGCGGGAGGGUGAAGGAGAAGAUCUGCGACCCCUUCCUGCUGCUGGAGAAGCUGGCGGCCCCGGCUCCCGCCUGCGGUCCCGCUGGCACCUGCGGGCCCCGGGGCUGCUGCUGAGCGGCGAGCGAUGUCCCCGUGCCGCUGGGUGCCAGCGGGGCAGGGGGCCGCAGCCCACAGGGCGUGUGGUUUUCACCAGAGAAAAAAUAGAAAUAAAUGGCCGAGAUGAAACACUGUGGGGUUGGA
Molecule: messenger RNA, 1344 nt
Organism: Cygnus atratus (black swan)
Lineage: Eukaryota; Metazoa; Chordata; Aves; Anseriformes; Anatidae
Gene: AS3MT
Product: arsenite methyltransferase
Biological process (GO): toxin metabolic process; arsonoacetate metabolic process
Cellular component (GO): cytosol
Molecular function (GO): arsenite methyltransferase activity
Source: RefSeq, a predicted model, not a curated record